Molecule: messenger RNA, 933 nt
Organism: Pogonomyrmex barbatus (red harvester ant)
Lineage: Eukaryota; Metazoa; Arthropoda; Insecta; Hymenoptera; Formicidae
Source: RefSeq, a predicted model, not a curated record
GCAUGCGAGGAGAAACGCUACCAGCGAAGACGAGAAGGGACGCUACGUGCUUCAAAAACCGCACAAUUCCGAAUACGAGUAAAUGCACGCCGCACUCGGACACACGUUCCUUACGCGGCACAAUCGACGACAACGACAGCACAACGACGACGCAACGAUAUAACUACCACGGUGGCGGCAAUAUCGCAAUGUACAUACGAAGCCUCAAUGGCCAAGAACGACGUCUCGGGAUCUUACUACGUCCUCUGUCUCUCUCUUUUUCUCUCCCUCUUCCUCCCUCCUUCCCUCCCCCCGUCGCGCCUCUUUGGCGGCCUCUCUUUGUGCGGGGUAGCCAGCUUACGAUGUCGCGUGGUACGGCGCGAUCUCGCCGUUUGCAUUAUUCCCAAAUCGAUCGAUCGCGAUCGGGACGAUCGCCCAUACUCGCAUCGGUUUGCGCCUCGCGUCGCGAGGCGAUCGUCUCGAAAACAACGAUGAAAAAUGAAAUUUCUCGGGAAAACGAUGAGGAAAUCGUGACAAACAGGGCGGUCACGAAAUUACGAGUGCCGGUGGACAGCGCCGCGCGGGGCACUCGCGAACUAAUGGCACAACCGCAGCCACCAACUCUCGAUGCGAGACGACGAGGACAGGCGAAGAGGGAGCGCGCGCAACAGUAGAGGUUGAAUUAAGAAAGAUGGCGGCAGUUUUAAUGGAGAGACACCAAUGGUUAAAGAGCAACACUAAAGCAACACUAUAGCAACACUAAAAUCGGUACGUUUGUUCAAGGUACAUUUAACUUCAAAGUAAAAUAUAAAUAGUAAAACCUUGAUUUUCACUUCGUUUAAGCGCUUUCAUAUGGCUACUGCUAUGAAUACUGUCGUAUUAUCGCACUAUACAAUCAAUAUGAUAUAUGUGUAAAAAACGCAAAUAUUAAAAUAAAAAUUUUUUCUGUGCGCU